This is a messenger RNA of Asterias rubens (European starfish), 3174 nucleotides long. Its product is annotated as complement C1q tumor necrosis factor-related protein 3-like. Gene Ontology annotation, molecular function: protein binding. The record is from RefSeq and is a predicted model, not a curated record. The transcript is spliced from 2 exons. The coding region runs from base 236 to 1093 and encodes 285 amino acids. Lineage: Eukaryota; Metazoa; Echinodermata; Asteroidea; Forcipulatida; Asteriidae.
AUAAUACAGAUUGCUCUAUAGAAAGUGAAUCUGAUGAGGAUUGUACAAUAAGAACGUCUACUCAUUCAGUCUCUAUCUCAGUAUCCUUUCACAGUGGUGUCUACUAAUAAGCAGAAUCAGGAUCGUUCAACUCGAUAACUUUCAAGAGGACAAUCCGGUCUUCAUUUUGGACAAAACUGUGCGAGAAAAUUACUUUGUCGUCAGAAGCAUUGCAUCAGGUAUUGCUGAACUGAAGAUGGCUCUAUCUACAUUCUGGCAAUGUUUCCUGUUCACGCUGUUUCUUCUCAUUCCCAAACUGAUUGAUUCAGCAAGAGCAGACCGACCGUGUAAAGAUUGUUGUCAACAGAGGGGUGAGACAGGACCUAUUGGUCCACAAGGUACGCCAGGUAUAGUAGGACCACAAGGUCUUCCUGGACGUGAUGGUAUGAAUGGUCUGAAUGGUCCAGCAGGGUUACCUGGACGAACAGGUGAUAAGGGUGAUAAAGGCAGUGAAGGGGAUAUCACUGCUGUCCUGAAACUACUCAGUCAACAAUCUCCUGAAACUCUAUCCGAUCUACAGACUACAUUAAAGACACUAGCUGACCAAAGAGUACAACAACAACAGCAAAGUGUACACCCAGCAAAUCCUGAUAUGAUGAUGGCAUCUGCCCCAUUAGCUUAUCCAUGGGGACAAGUUGAAAUCACUGCUUUUACUGUAAUACGUACUGCAGAUCUUCCUGGACAUGGUGAUGCUGUCAAAGACAUUACUUUUGACACUGUAAUCACAAACAUUGGCAACCGCUUUAAUUUUGAAACAGGGCAUUAUGUGUGUCCUACCAAUGGCACUUAUUAUUUCACCUUUUCCAUUGCCCAUGACCGUGAUGCAAUGGUAGAGUUGGUUAAGAAUGGAGAGCGGUUGGUUGCAAUACACGGUGAUGCAGCACAGAAAUUACGUACAAUGUACACUAAUAGUGUAGUGGUGGAGUUGAAUGAGAGAGAUGAAGUAUGGAUUCGUCUAGCUAGGAGUCAUAGCAUCAGUGGUAAUACUCAGAAUCUGACUACAUUCACAGGAUACCUUCUGUAUCCCGCUUCUGCUACUAAACCUAAAGGUUGAUAAAUCUUACUGACAAAGGGUUCACUGACCCUAGAAAUGCUAUCCAACUGCUGUAACAUGAUAACUCACUUGAAUUUCAGCUAAAAUAAAUGUUGUAUUUCAUUGGGAUUACAAAGUAGAUUGUUUUAGCUAUAUAUCGGCAAAUUAACAAGAUUUUAAUAUUUGUUGAAUGUUCAGUGUACAAUUGGUAAACAACCAUCAAUAAGUGUAAUAAGUUUCAUGUAUACUCGGCUAAUAAAUCCCAUUUCCAUAAGAGCAAUAGAUACAAACAGCAUUUCCGGAUAAAAAAUAUUUGCUUUAAUGUCAUUAAAACAUGAAAGCUUAUUUGGGAGGUGUUGGCACACUUUUAAAUGACCGACAAACAUCAACACAUGUUGUUACAUAAAAGGUCAAUACAAACUAAAUCUGUGGUUGCACUCAAUGUUUACAUGCAGUUACUCUUUUGAACAGUUUGCCAUGGAGGUACCUCAAAUAAACAAACAAAUAGCAGAUAAUAUUAUCAUGUAUCUGGCGUCUAUUAUCGAUUCAAAAUGUAAAAUUUUCAGCAUCAAAAUAGUCAAGUCUGUGCUGCACAAAAGGAAAGCAAGGAGCUGAAAUCUGAUGCUGUAUAUUCAGCAAGUUCAAAGCUUAAACAAUACCAGCCGGAACCAUAAGAACUCUAGAUGAUGAAUACCUGAAUAUGAAAGACUAAAAAGGGAUAAGGUUUACAGCGAGUGAAGCUGCUCAGCUAAGUCACUCAUAUUACUAAGAGCCUCAUUGACCUAUUAGGAUUGCACAAUAUUGUAAUCUAAAACUAGUCCAUUGUACCCUUCACUUCUUAAGUUCAGUGGAACAUGAAUUUGCAUAAGACUCCCUUGAGCUAGAUUAAUCAUCAAAUCUGUGAGUUGGAUUUUCCCUUUGUCCUUUUUAGAUUACAUUUUUUGUAUUAUCCAAAGAGUUAACUGAAUACCAAACUAAAUUUACAGAAUGGAAUUGCUGAGAAAAAUUGUUUACUAAGCUACAUCAAUAUUUUAAAUGGUAUGCUUGUCAAUUUGAUUGUUAAAAAUAGUACUACAAUGGUCACAACCAAGCUUCAAAAAUAAUUAAUUAUUACUAAUGUUUGGAUUGUUAACGGAGUUUUUAGUAAUCUUUUUCUUUACAGUAUGUUUUAAACUUGCUUCCUUAGCAUUAUCUUCAUUAAUGUGUUACAUGGCACUGUGUGUGUAGUUGUGGCUGUAUUCUCAUAGAGCUGUGUUAACGAAAACAAACUUUAAAUAGUGUCUGUAUUUGCAUGUUUUAAAUCUUUGUCUAUAUAACCAUUUAGGGAUUCUAUAAAGAUUGUACUUUAAGUAAAUUUAGUAUCUUCAAUGUACAGUCAUUAUUAAACAUGUCAAAGUGUUUACUACAUGGGAAUGACCAAAGACACCUGGUAUUUCAGCUCCGAAGUUCAUGAAAAUUUGACUUUGACUCUUUAAAGAAUCAAGUCUUUUAUACCAUUCUCAGCUUUCUAAGAUGUUAUGUAGUCUAUAUGUUGGGUAAGAUUGGUUAACCUGAGUGAGUAGUCAAUAGCAUUGUUGUGUGACUGGUCGAUUCUAUAGGAUAUCUCUGACUUUAUGUACCUAAGAAAUCAUCCAGAGUUGGGAAUUAUAUACAAACUGUUUGUGGCUAUAACCAUAAUUCCAGAAUAUUAAGAGAGCAAAUCGGUAGUAUAGUUUCACUAAACAAAUUCAUUUUAUAAAUGAAGCUCCGUCUAUCUAUACUUAACAAAGUAAGUCACAACAAAGAUUUCAUGUUGAAAUUGUACUGGUUUUAACCAAUAUUAAAGCAGUUCAGUGAAGACCAAAAAAAAGAUCUUCAAUCUGUAUACAAGGGGCUCUCCCUUAAGAACAGAGAAGUGUGUUAUUGCUAGGAAAAGAGUUUUGACAAAGUGUAUGUUUAUAAAAACAGAUUGAAAAACAAAUAUCUUAUAUAGCACCAAGCCAAAGUCAACCUAAAAACAUACCUUGUAAAGUAUUUGUAGUUCAGAUAGAAUCUGCUUUUGGACAUCUGGAGUAAUAUCAACAGAUAUGACCUAGAAAUAAAAUAAUAAUAACCAAAAUAUA